Molecule: messenger RNA, 2320 nt
Organism: Vitis riparia (riverbank grape)
Lineage: Eukaryota; Viridiplantae; Streptophyta; Magnoliopsida; Vitales; Vitaceae
Product: synaptotagmin-5-like
Exons: 13
Coding region: 11-1909 (632 amino acids)
Cellular component (GO): endoplasmic reticulum
Molecular function (GO): lipid binding
Source: RefSeq, a predicted model, not a curated record
UACAUUCCCUAUGCUUUCCCAUACUAACCGCCUAUUCACAUUCUGUUGUCCUCUCCCUCUCUUGGACGCAAAUGGCUCACCUCAGAUUACCCCUCCGACGACGUCGUUUCAAACCCACGCCUAUUCUUCUUCUACUACAACGUCCUCUCUGAAACUCCCAUCUACCUUCUGUUUCCAGCUCUUAUACUCAAUUGGGUCUCUCCACUUCCCACAGAAAAUGUCGUUUUUCUUCGGCAUUGUUAUCGGCAUCGCCUGCGGCAUUGCGGUUGUUGUCGUUUUCGCUCGUUUGGCCAAUCUCCGAUCCAAGUCUCGAUGCGACUUGGCGACAACUGUGGCUGCGUUCGCGAGAAUGACAGUUCAAGAUUCCAGGAAAAUUCUUCCUCCCCAGUUCUACCCAUCUUGGGUCGUCUUUUCUCAGCAACAGAAGUUAACUUGGCUGAAUUCUCAUCUUAGAAAGAUAUGGCCAUAUGUUGAUGAGGCAGCUUCUGAAUUGAUAAGGAGUAAUGUGGAGCCGAUUCUUGAACAAUAUAGGCCCGUUAUCUUGUCAGCUCUCAAGUUUUCGAAAUUGACACUGGGGACUGUGGCUCCCCAAUUUACAGGAGUUUCUAUCCUUGAAGGUGAAGCAGGGGAAGUUUCUAUGGAGUUGGAAAUGCAGUGGGAUGGAAACCCAAAUAUUGUACUUGAUAUUAAGACGAGAGUGGGUGUGGGACUACCUGUACAGGUAAAAAACAUUGGAUUCACUGGGGUUUUCCGGUUAAUUUUCAAACCAAUGGUUGAAGAGUUUCCGUGUUUUGGAGCUGUUUGUUAUUCCUUGAGAGAAAAGAAAAACCUGGAUUUUAAACUUAAAGUUGUUGGUGGUGAUAUAACAGCACUCCCAGGGAUUUCUGAUGCUAUUGAGGAAACAAUACUAGAUGCUAUUGAAGAUUCUAUAACAUGGCCUGUUCGAAAAAUUGUCCCCAUAAUACCUGGAGAUUACAGUGACCUGGAGUUGAAGCCUGUUGGAACAUUAGAGGUGAAGCUUGUGCAAGCCAGGGACUUAACAAAUAAAGACCUGAUUGGGAAAUCUGAUCCCUAUGCUGUGCUAUUUGUUCGUCCAAUACGUGACAGAAUGAAAACAAGCAAAACAAUAAAUAACGAACUGAAUCCAAUUUGGAAUGAGCAUUUCGAGUUCAUAGUAGAAGAUGCAUCGACCCAACACUUGACAGUAAGAAUUUUUGAUGAUGAAGGUGUUCAAGCUUCUGAACUCAUUGGUUGUGCUCAAGUGCGGUUAAAGGACCUUGAGCCUGGUAAGGUGAAGGAUGUCUGGUUGAAACUGGUCAAAGAUUUGGAUGUCCAAAGAGAUAAGAAAUACAGGGGGGAGGUCCGCUUGGAGCUAUUGUACUGUCCUUUUGGCAUGGAGAGUGUAUUUACAAAUCCAUUCAGGCCCAAUUUAUUGACCUCCUUAGAGAAAGUCCUUAAAGCAGAUGGAACAGAGGCUGAUGAUAUUAAAAAAUCACACUCGCUCAAGAAAAGGGAUAUUAUUGUGAGGGGAGUCCUCUCUGUGACAGUAAUAUCUGCAGAAAACUUACCAGUUGUAGACCUAAUAGGAAAGGCCGAUCCCUAUGUCGAGCUUACAAUGAAGAAAUCCAAUACAAAACACAGAACUAGGGUUGUAAAUAACAGCCUGAAUCCAAUUUGGAAUCAAACAUUUGACUUUGUUGUGGAAGAUGGGUUACAUGAUAUGUUAAUUCUGGAUGUCUGGGAUCAUGACACUUUUGGGAAGGAUAAAAUUGGGAGAUGCAUCUUCACGCUCACUAGAGUCAUAUUAGAAGGGGAGUUCAGAGAUAACUUUCCUCUCGAAGGGGCUAAGUCAGGAAGCCUGAAUUUACAUCUCAAGUGGAGCCCCCAGCCAAUAUUCCGGGAUACUUGAUUGAUGAGAGUUAUGGAAGUGUUCUUAUCAGAGUAUGAAUGAAAUUUUCAGGGCACCAGAACAAGAUACAGAUACCCAAAGACCCACCUGUAAAGAAAAUUGAAACCUCCCCCACCACACCCCCCCUCCCAAAAAAAAAUGUAUUCUUCUGCCUUGCUUCUGCAUCGAACCUGGAUCUGGUUGUUUUCCUGUGUUAAAGCCAGAAGAACAGAGAGAUUAGAGUUGAAGUUGUUCAAAAUAAGACCUGCAAAUAGCUAAAUAACGAUACUUAUGCUGUUGUAGAUAUGGAAGAGAGAUUGGAUAGAUUGAGAUGUGGAGGGAGAUGUUUCUAUAUUGUAUUGGAUGAUUGAGCUCAUGUAUGCUCUUCCAAAUAAUUCCCCCCACCCCCUUUGAGUAUACUUUAUUUUUGGU